AUCUUAUCUCUGUCGACUGUGGUGUUGUGAUGUUUCUCUAUCUUUCAUCUUUUUUGCACUUCAAAGUGGUGAGAGACGUCCAGGUUGAGAAGAAAAAUGGCGGCUUGUUCUUCUUCUUUCACUUUCUGUAGUCACACCACAAUUCACUCUCUCGCUCAGAGAAAGACCCUUGUCACCAAAACCCAAUUUUCAGUUCCCACCAAAUCAUCAGAAUCUAACUUCUUUGGCUCCAGACUCUCUCACUCCUCCUAUAUCUCUCCACUCUCGUCAUCUUCUCUCAAAGGCGGAAUCUUUGCCAAGGUUAACAAGGGACAGGCUGCACCAGACUUCACAUUAAAGGAUCAGAAUGGAAAGCCUGUGAGCCUCAAAAAGUAUAAAGGGAAGCCUGUUGUUCUCUACUUCUACCCUGCAGAUGAAACCCCUGGCUGCACCAAACAGGCUUGUGCUUUCAGAGAUUCUUACGAGAAAUUCAAGAAGGCCGGCGCAGAAGUCAUUGGCAUUAGUGGUGAUGACUCUGCUUCUCACAAGGCAUUUGCGAGCAAAUACAAACUACCUUACACAUUGCUAAGCGAUGAAGGAAAUAAGGUGAGGAAAGAUUGGGGUGUGCCUGGAGACCUGUUUGGAGCAUUGCCAGGGAGACAGACUUACGUUCUUGACAAAAACGGUGUUGUUCAGCUCAUCUACAACAACCAAUUCCAGCCUGAGAAACACAUUGACGAGACCUUGAAGUUCCUCAAAGCUGCUUGAUCGUUCUCUCUUUCUCUUCUUUUUCUUGUCUCUUCUUCCAUGCAUGUCUCAUGUCUGGCUCCCUGACCUUCCUAUAUUAUUUCUGUUAAUUAUGGAUUUUCAAUAAUACAAAGUUAAACAAAGAUCACAACCGGAGAAGGAUUUAUUCAAGAGUAGUUAAAGUGAUGCUAGGAGUUUGUUGGUUCUGUUGAAACAGAGUUGGUUAUUGUUUGUUGAGUUCUGCCUUGUGGCCCUGUGUGUAUACUUAAGUCUCUCGUUUCCAUUGUGUACGCAUCACUCUCUUUCUCCUGCAUCCUACACUCUGCAGUAGUGAAUCUUUUGUAACUCCUUGUGGAAACUUAGAAUC
Capsella rubella is the source of this 1093-nucleotide messenger RNA. RefSeq names its product peroxiredoxin Q, chloroplastic. Gene Ontology annotation, cellular component: cytoplasm; chloroplast thylakoid membrane. NCBI's taxonomy places the organism in Eukaryota, Viridiplantae, Streptophyta, Magnoliopsida, Brassicales, Brassicaceae. The record is from RefSeq and is a predicted model, not a curated record. The coding region runs from base 97 to 747 and encodes 216 amino acids. Gene Ontology annotation, biological process: cell redox homeostasis; cellular response to oxidative stress. Gene Ontology annotation, molecular function: thioredoxin peroxidase activity. The transcript is spliced from 4 exons.